AUGGUUGAGAAUGAAAAGUACAAGAAUGCUUAUUACCAAACGGCAGAAAAGGAGAUUGCGCAAAAUGCUGAGAAAAUUGGGCAAAUGCGCAAGGAGGUCCUGCAGGAGAGCAUUAAAUUCCAGAAAGCUGAUCAUGUGGUCGAAAACAUCAUUAGUCGAGAAUGUGAGGAUCGAAAGGAAUUGAAACUUUGCUUAGCAAAAGCAACCAUUGAGGGUUCCAAAGAGUUGCUGAGUAAACAUCUUUAUGAUGCAGUGAACCACUACAAUCUGAACUGCUAUGAGGUUAAGAAACGUCAGAAGAUUUUGAUGGACCUUAUGCAAACCUUGAGAUCAGUUAAAAAGGAGACACAAUUUGAUGCAGGAGAGCACAAUGAUCUUCAGAUCAUUCGUCAGAUUGAGAAUAAAAUAGAGAAGAUGGAUACCAAAGUGCAGGUUGCAAAACAGAUCUAUCAGAUGUAUCAAAACAUCCUGGAAUGUCUGCAGAGGAUUGAGUUGGAUGCUCUGGAGAAGUCGUACAGCACGGAGAAGAAGGAGCGAGAAACAAUACUUUCCAACAGGAGGAAGCUACUGAACUUAGAGAAAUAUGCGCUGAAACGUAUUGAUGCUUCCUCGCUCAGAUCUGGACAGUCAUCAGCUGGUGGAUUAAGAACAAGAAAAAGUUUUACAGAAUAUGGAAGCCGCGUACAUACUGGAGCUGAAAUUACAGUCAUCAGUGAAAUCAACAAGCUUAAAGAACUAAUGACUUGCUCAAAGAUACAGGAUAUUGAGCAGAGAAUAAACAUGCAGAGUGCAACCAGUGACUACCUGGAGUGGAAACUCAGUCAGCGGAAGGAGAAGCGGAAUCAGUUGAACAAAGACUUGGAGGAUCUGAUGCUAGAACAUGCUGAACUAAAGUUUGACCCCAACAAGACGAUAGCCAGCCUGACCAUUUUAAAGGCGGGUACAGAACAACAGUUGAAGCUUGAAAAGGAGAAGCUUGCGAUGGUGUUAACGCAGCUGUGUAACAGUGAACGUCUCCUCUUGUCCAUUGAGAGUGGGAUUGACAACUUGUACUACUCCCUGUAUGGCAUUCCUGGUACCACUGAGAUUUCUACUGGCGAACCACAAGACACCUAUGAGAAGUUACAAAUCUGUGAGGAGAAAUUAAUUUUCUUGGAGAACAAAGUUAGAAACUUCGUUGUUGAUGAAUGGAUGUUAACCGAACAAGAGAAGUUAACAGAAUUAAUUGAGAAGACAUUUGGUGAGAAUGAAAUGAACAGAAAUGUUAUGGUUGAAGUAGAUGACUUUGAAAUCCACGAUGAUUUAGACUAUUUGGCAGCAGGAACUGAUGGUAUUCUCACAAGAGAAGAAAUUAAAAGACGGAGUGAACUUCUAGUGCAAGACAAGACACGAAUAGUGAGGAGAGUGAAGAAGAAGGGCAGAAAACGAUAUGUCAGCAAGAAAAAAGUCAUUUGUGAUAUGGGUGUGUGAGAACAGCUCAGUCUUGAUCACUGGAAAUAAACAGCUGUCUAUUUA
Messenger RNA from Rhincodon typus (whale shark), 1515 nucleotides. Its product is annotated as coiled-coil domain-containing protein 183. The record is from RefSeq and is a predicted model, not a curated record. NCBI's taxonomy places the organism in Eukaryota, Metazoa, Chordata, Chondrichthyes, Orectolobiformes, Rhincodontidae. The coding region runs from base 1 to 1470 and encodes 489 amino acids. The transcript has 13 exons.